Messenger RNA from Conger conger (European conger), 6532 nucleotides. It is a transcript of the gene per3, whose product is annotated as period circadian clock 3. Gene Ontology annotation, molecular function: transcription cis-regulatory region binding; transcription corepressor binding. Lineage: Eukaryota; Metazoa; Chordata; Actinopteri; Anguilliformes; Congridae. Gene Ontology annotation, cellular component: nucleus; cytoplasm. Gene Ontology annotation, biological process: entrainment of circadian clock by photoperiod; negative regulation of transcription by RNA polymerase II; circadian regulation of gene expression. The record is from RefSeq and is a predicted model, not a curated record. The transcript has 22 exons. The coding region runs from base 463 to 4605 and encodes 1380 amino acids.
UUGGAACCGCUGAUUGAGAAAAUACCAUCUCAGGAGAAAUUAGGGCAACGGAAGAAUAAUAGUUACUGUAGGCAACUUGCAUUUUAAAGAGAGUUUCCACGUACUCCCGCGGUGGUCUUUGGAUAUAACUCACCUUAUACGACGUUGAAUUGUCAUCAGGAUAUUUUUUCAGUGGAUGAAACGGAAAAAGCGGGACUGUAGGCAACGAAAAUCUUGGCUAAGUUCACUAGCAGCUAGAUAAUAUUAUCAAGCUAACAAGCUAGUUAGACCAUAUAUUGAGUCACUUUUGUUUCUACAACUAUUCAUAAGGCCCCUACGGGGAUAACGUCUGCCUGAGCGGCGCCACGCUAAACCGACAGCAUGCACAGCACUGGCUAUCAAUGGCACUGUUUGCAGAGGGGCUUUGCUGAGGUGUGAGAGUUCUGCGCAGAGAGAGAGAACUGAUCUGAGUCCGAGGGGUUGAUGGCGGAUAUGCCUGGGAGCGGCUCGUUUCCGGAGGGAGAGGAAGAUGCUGCUACCACUUCCGGGUCACGGGAGGCCGAGGGGUCAGCGGAGCGUGACGCCGGAGAGCCGGGCCCCGGGGCCGGGUCGGGCUCGGGCGAAGACGAGGAGGCGGAGGGGGAGGAUAGAGGGGGCCCGCGCCCCUGCGGGACAGGGGGAGGCGCAGGAGGCCAGGGGAGCAGCGAGGAGCCCUGCGGGGGGGAGCAGGGUCAGGACGACGUGGACAUGAGCAGCACCCACGGCUCCUCCAGCGGCCGCUCCUCCUCCAUCUCCGCGUCCGCCAGCACCUCCACCAGCUCCAAGAGCGAGCAGCAGGGUCGGGAGAGGCGGCAGGAGCACAGGGAGAUGCUGGAGACGGUGCAGGAGAUGAAGAAGAGGCUGCCAUCGGAGAAGAGGAGCCGCAGCAAGGCCAGCACGGUGGAGGCCCUCAACUACGCGCUCAACUGCGUCAAACAGGUGCAGGCUAACAGCGAGUACUACAAGCUGCUGAUGGGCAAUGGGCAGGAGGAGAGGAAGGAGGCUAUGGUCUGCCCCCUGGAGGAGCUGGAGAGCAUUACCUCGGAACACACCCUGAAAAACACGGACACGUUCGUGGUGGUGUUCUCCCUGAGCAGCAGCCGGGUGCUGUUCGCCUCCGAGCAGGCCUCCUACAUCCUCAACUGCAAGCGCAAGGCCCUGCAGGCCGCCAAGUUCGUGGAGCUGCUGUUCCACCAGGACGUCAACGCCUUCUACUCCCACACGGCCCAGCCUCACCUGCCCCCCUGGAGCACGAGCUCCGACAGCGCGGCCAUCUUGUUCCAGUGCGCCCAGGUGAAGUCCUUCUUCUGCCGGAUCAGGGGAGGGAAGGACCGGGACGGGGAGAUGCGCUACAACCCAUUUCGCCUCACGCCCUACCUGCUGAAGGUGCAGGGGGCGGAGGGGGAGGAGGAGCUCCCCUGCUGCCUGGCGCUGGCCGAGCGAAUCAUCUCCGGAUACGAAGCCCCGCGGAUCCCCAUGGACAAGCGCAUCUUCACCACCACCCACUCCCCCGGCUGCGUCUUCCUGGAGGUGGAUGAGCGAGCUGUGCCGUUGCUGGGAUACCUCCCUCAGGACCUGAUCGGGACCUCAGUGCUGACCUGCCUGCACCCUGAGGACCGAACGCUAAUGCUCACCAUGCACCGCAAGAUCCUGAAGUUCGCGGGCCAGCCCCCCUUUGAGCACUCGCCCAUCCGCUUCCGCUGUCAGAACGGGGACUACAUCACCAUGGACACCAGCUGGUCCAGCUUCAUCAACCCCUGGAGCCGCAAGGUGGCCUUCAUCAUUGGGAGACACAACGUCCGCAGCGGCCCUCUGAACGAGGACGUAUUCGCAGCGCAGACUAAAGGGGCGGGGCCUAUAGUCUUUGAGGAGGUGAAGGAGCUGCAGGCUCAGAUCUACAAGCUGUUUCUGCAGCCUGUGCACAACCACGGCUCCAGUGGCUACGGCAGUCUGGGCAGCAACGGCUCCCACGAGCCCUACAUCAGCGUGGCGUCCUCCAGCGACAGCAACGGCAACCUGUGGGAGGACCGAGAGAUGACGCUGCAGCAGAUCAGCGCUGAUGUUAACAGAGUGAAGAGCUGGGGGCAGCAGGCCUACCUGGACUCCCGGAGGAAGCUCACUCCCUUCGGGAAACCCCCUGCAGGUCCGGCCGCUGCUCUCCGCUCCCGGAACGUGGAUAUUCCGGGUCGCCCCGCUCCGUCGCAGGAGGAGUCCCGGAAGCCGCCGCACAGUCCGUCCUAUCAGCAGAUCAACUGUGUGGACAGCAUCAUCAGGUACCUGGAGAGCUGUACAGUCCCUGCUCUGAAGCGCAAGAGCAAGUCUCUGUCCAUCACCACCUCCUCCUCUUCCUCGGUGUCGGAGGAAGAUAAGGCCCCUGAGGACCUGGGAGGAGACGCCGUGCACACAGAGGACGUGGCGCUGGGGGCCCCUGGAGCUCCAGACAGCCAGGUGUCUGCAGUGUCGGCGGGCUCUGCGGGGGCUGUGGUGGGGGCCCCGCUGACGGACAUCACCCUGUCCACCAUGGCCAUGAGCGUGGUGUCGGUCACCAGCCAGUGUAGCUACAGCAGCACCAUCGUACACGUGCCCCAGCCCGAGUCCGAGGUGACCGCGCUGGAGGACGCACCAAUGGGCAGCGAGCAGGCCGACCCCGCCCCCCCGCUGACGCCCCGGCCCCCGGAGGAGGAGGUGCGCGUGGUGGGGCUCACAAAGGAGGUGCUGUCGGCCCACACGCAGCGGGAGGAGCUGGAGUACGUGCAGCGCUUUCGCCACCGCGUGCUGCUCAGCCCCUUCAGCUCCUACCUGCAGCAGGACCACAGCAGCCUGGCGCACUCGCAGCACCACGGUGAAUGCAUCAUGAAGCCGGCGAGUGUCCAGGGAGGCUUGACCCGGUGGAAAGCGGGGAAGCCCAAACACAAGAGGCCCAAACCACAGGGCUCCUCGGACAGCAACGCCUCCCCUGCAGGGAACUUCCGGCCCCCGCACAGACCCCCCCAGGCCCCGGACUCCUCCUGGCCCCCCUCGGAGUCCUCCCAGCCCCAGCCGGCGUCCGCCAUGCCCCCCCUGGUCCUGCCCUUCCAGGCCCCCUACUUCACUGCGCUGGGGCAAGUGGGCGGAGACACAGCAGCCCCCGCCUCUGUGACCAACUCUGCGCUGAAUGUGUGGGGCCAGCAGGGCGGGCCGCUGUUUGUCCUGCAGCAAGAUCAGAUCCUGCAGCCAGUGCAGAAUGUGCAACCGAUGCAGAACUUUCAUAACAUGCAAUCCAUGCAGAAUUUGCAAUCAAUGCAACCCAUGCAGAAUUUGCAGUCAGUGCAGCCCAUGCAGAGUUUGCAAUCAAUGCAACCCAUGCAGAGUUUGCAAUCAAUGCAACCCAUGCAGAGUUUGCAAUCAAUGCAACCCAUGCAGAGUUUGCAAUCAAUGCAACCCAUCCAGAGUUUGCAAUCAAUGCAACCCAUGCAGAGUUUGCAAUCAAUGCAACCCAUGCAGAAUUUGCAAUCAGUGCAACCCAUGCAGAACAUGCAGCCCUUGCACACCAUGCAACCUUACAUGCCCCCAGUCAUGGCUGUGAUCCUGCCUAACUACCCCACCUAUCCCAGCUACCCUGUGUUCCCCCAGGGGCUGCCCCCGGCUGUGGCCCCCGCCCCGCCUCUCCUCCCCCAGCCCUUCACCGUCCCCAUGUUCGGCCCCGGCCCCCAGCCCGGGACGCUGGUGCCCUCCUCCCCCCCCGCCCCGCCCUUCCUGGGCUGCUCCAACCCCCCCUCGUCCCUGGGGGAGAACCCGGACCCCGACACCACGCAGCCCCCCGCGCUGUUCUCCAGCUCCCGCUCCAGCUCCCCACUGCAGCUCAACCUCCUGCAGGAGGAGCUGCCCCACAGCUCCACAGGCCAGGCCGAGAGCCUGCAGGAGCCGCACAGCAAAGGGCUCCCUCAGGACGACGCGGCCAGCGAUCCGGGUAACCAUGACGACCAGUCCACGUCCAGCAAGCUGCUGGACCUGAUGCUGCAGACGGACGCCCGGUCCGGUACCAGGUCCAACGCCUCCGCGAGCGGCUCGGGGGGGUCCGGGGGGUCCCUGGGCUCCGGUUCUGGGUCCGGGUCGGGCUCCAACAGCACCUCCACCAGCCACACGGGGAGCAGCAGUAGCAGCAGUAAGUACUUUGGCAGUAACGACUCGUGGGACACGUCCCGUAAGGUGCGGAAGUCUCCGGAGGCCCAGGAGAGGGCCGGCUUUGACCAACGUGUGGAGGACUCGCUGUGGACCCUCAUACAGCAGACCCCCGAACCCGUCAUGAUGACCUACCAGAUCCACUCCAGGGACCAGGCGGUGGUGCUCCAGGAGGACCGGGAGAAGCUGCUCCUGCUGCAGGCCCAGCAGCCCUGGUUCUCCCAGGAGCAGAAGGAGGAGCUGGCCGAGGUGCACCCCUGGAUCACCCAGCGCACCCUGCCACAGGAGAUCGACACACAGGGCUGUGUAGAAUGCUGUGGAGGGCCCAGCAGCACGUCGCUCUGCCCCUCUCCCCGCCCACACACCCCCGACUCCUCCUGCCUAUUGGACAGUCCCCCUGAGGAGCCCGCCCCCCCUGCUGACUGAAGCAUGACUUCAUGCUCCGCCCCCAGAGUAACGUGAGCGCACGCACUACAGGCCACGCCCCCUCGAACUCUGAGCCUCUCUGUGCGGAGGACGUGUUGGGGAGGAGGAGGGGCCUUUUCGUCUGGUUUCGUUCAUGAACACAUGCGACACGCGUGUACGCACGGAAACGCCACGAAACACACUGGGACCUGUGGCUGUGGCUGUGGCUGUGGCUGUGGCUGUGGCCAGCCUUAGGGGUAUAACGGUGACUGGAGGGACAGGUUCAGAUGGAGAGGCACAGAUUCAGCUACAGACAUGCGUCUGGACAUCUUCUCCACCCGUCUGUGCGUCUUUGAGUGAUGGACCUCAACAACUGUGAAUCUUACCCCAUCCUGCAGUCUGUGUUCAUAUGUACACUCAAAUUCCUUCUUCCUGUUCUUUUGUGGAUUGUAUCCAAGCAAAAAGGGGCGUGUGAGUGUGCGUGGGAUGGGGGUGUGUGUUUGUAUUUUUGUGCAUUUUUUAUUUUUAUUUAAGUACUUUUUUAAACUCAGUAAUUUUUUAGAGAGAGAGCUUGUUGUAUGUACAUUCCAUACCUGUGAACCAGCAGUGUCUGUCACCCUGUCACAACAGAAAGCCUGGGCACACGGUACCCUGGGAAACGUUGUCUUCUACACUACAAUUCCAUCAUCUUUAUAUCCUUCAAGAACUCGUUGAACUGGAAGCAGCUAUUCUCUUUUUCAUUGUAAAGCACCUGUAUUUACACACAGUAUUACAGAAAUGUUCCGAUGCUGUGGUGCCUAAACUGCGAUCUUUUAGUUUGGACUGCAGCGUGUGCCCGAUCGCUCUGCCUGCCCCCCUUGUGGGAAACUCCCUCGUGUACUCCACUCCAUGAGGGUUCAGUGAACUUUCUGUAUUUUCCUAAGUUUUGCUUCCUACGUUAUAGGUGCAGGUUGCAUGCGUUUCAGUGGGACAGUCCUGCAUUGUAAAGUGGAGUGGGCAGACUCGGCUCGUUCUGCUGAAACAGGACUGUGAUGUCUGCCGUACUGCUGUACUUCAGGUGUCCAGGAAGAUCAAAGCGCCUGAUUUUCCGACUUUAACAUGACUGUAGGGUUCUGGUGUAUCACGGACGCUGGCGGCCGGGAGUGAUUGCGGAGGAACGGCGGUUGUUUUUAGCGAAGCUGCGGCAUCGCUCCUGAAGCAGCACGCCUUGCGGUUUGCUUCCAGUCCUUAAAUCAGGAGCAAAGACUGCAGCCAGUGUCAGCCCUCCUGGGGGAGGGGUAUGUAGCCAUUCUGAGAGCAGCUGUGGAUUUCCACUUUAAACUGGCAGUUACGCCCCGGAGACAGACCCCCACCCCACUGGGCUAUUCUGCUCUGUUAUUGUGUCAUUAUGAAUGAUCGUACCUGUGUGGAUGACAUGAAGCUGUCCCUGUAACAACGUGUAAUCCUUAACUAAUCGCUAUUGAGAGUGAGGCUCCCCCAAAUUAAGGACAGUACCUUCGUUUUACCACUAGAUGGUGAAAGUGGCACUUAUAAGGGGGAUCUACCAAGCCCCAGAACAACGCCUGUUAUUCUUUAAUUUAUUGGAAUAUGCCAAAAAUAAUGUUUUUCUGCUGUGUGUCCAGUUUUUUUGUUGGGGCUUUCAGUUCCUUUCCCCUGCUGGAGAUACUGCCUCAGAGAGGGGAGCUCUGUGUUGGAAGCAUUUCUGUGAUGCCAGUGGGAUAUAAACCUGUCUGUGCGUCUGUUCAAACUGAUGGUUUUUGUACAGUUUUGCCACGGGACAGAUGUCACAGGUUUUGUACAGUAUUUUUAGAGAGAGCAUUAUUACAUGACAUUGUAUUUUACAAAAAAAUUACAAAAACAAACAUGAUGUUGUAUGAAAAUGACAUUCUGUCAGCCAUUCAGGGAGACAUUUUGUGACACCAUGUGACUAAAUAAAUGAUAACUAUUA